GCGAAAGAUCUGUGUGUUUCCUUUGCUCCUCCAUUUUCAUUCCCUCUUUUUGUCCUUUCAACGCUUACAAAAUCACAGAAUCCUGAUGCCCAUUUCGUGUUUCUCUUGAUAUAAAGCUGUUGUUCAUCCCUUUUCAUGUUGCUUUUGUUCAUCCAUUUCUGUUUGAAGUGCUCUGCUUAGCUGAGCUGCUGCUUUGUUUUUGGUUUUUGGUUGUUCUUUGGAGUUUGGAUUUGGGUUUUUGUUGGUGGGUUUGAAUCUGUAUGAACUUGUUUCAACUCUGUUGAUUUUGGAUUCAUUUGUUGGUGUUUUUAAUCCAAUGGGUGAAACAGAGUUGGGUUUGGUUCUUAAUCGCAUUUGCAGCGGUAAUCGAUGGUCUUAUGGUGUUUUUUGGAGCUUUGAUCGAAGAAACUCCAUGUUGUUGACUUUGGAAGAUUUUUGGUAUGAAGAGCAAGUGGGGCUGGUGGCCACAAAUAUGCUUCAACAAGUUCACAUGCUUGGUGAAGGAGUCAUUGGCACAGCUGCUUUCACUGGAAAGCACAGAUGGGUUUUUUCAGAUGCUUACGUUGGCGUAUGGAGUUCCGCUAUGUUUCAGGAUAAUUUGGAGUUUGAACAGCAAUUCUUCUGUGGGAUAAAGACUGUUGCAGUAAUUCCCGUUCAACCGUAUGGAGUUCUACAACUCGGCUCUACUCAUAAGAUCUCGGAAAGUUUGGAGUUUUUGGCAGACACAAAGAAGUCGUUGUGUCGAGUACAUGAGGAAACUACUCCGGUGGCUUCGAGCACCGAUAUCUGUCACGUUAACGAGCUUUUCACGUCCAUCGUCUCGUCUACAAAUUCUGAUGACUGGAGUCUCAGUGCCAUGCAUACAAACUUCUCAGGGAAAUCAUAUGCUUCAACUGAUAAACAACCGGUCUACGAUACGUCGUGCUUCAGUAAAAGUAGCGAGAAUUCCGUGUUAACUUCAUCCGAGCCACUGCCAACAUCCGAUGUUCGAGAACAAGAUGCUCAAUAUCCAAGUUACUCAGAUGCUAAUAUGCUCGAAUCUUGUAGAAACGAAACGGAAUAUGGAAACAAUAGCACGAUAUUCACGUCCGUCUCGAGUGGAAUAGGUUCUCUCCCUAUCGACAAUGUUGAACCGUCGUCUCAGUUACUUCCCAUGAAUGAAGGUGAACUUAUAGACAGCAUAACGAGCCUACCCGACUUCUGUGAUGAGCGUCUUACCGAGGAUUUUAUCAUCAAUCUUCCGAACAUCUCGUCCGUGGAUGAUCUAUUUCAAUGGUUUGAUUCUUCACCAGAGAUCGGAACCGAUGGAGUAACUACAGCAUUGAACCAUAGCCUUCCGACUGGAGUUUCGACACUGUCAUCUAAUUUAGUUGAAGCUCGUAAGUUCGAAGACGAUCCGAGCAAAACGUCGGUUGUUUCCGCUCAAAGUCUAAUAACUAAUGGACAAGAUAUGCAGGAUACAAAAGAUAGACUCUUUGAUAGUUUGGGGUUAGCUACAGGAUGUCCAGUGGUCAAAACUUGGGAUAACAUAGUAACCGAAGCUCAUGGCAGCUACUCGAGCGGCUGCAACAGUAUGUCGACGUGCACGUCGAAGUUAGCCACGGGGUCAUUGGAUCUCCCCCGCAAGAGAUUAUUCUGGGAGUUGGGAAUUGAAGAACUUUUGGAUGGUCUAAGUAACACUAGCUCUGCUACUAAAUCAAGUAUUGAGAAUCAUCAAACGAUUGCCUCGAAAAGGUCGAAAAUCGAAAGAUCGUCACUCGACCGUUGCAUCGACGUGAAUCUGACACAACCGUUGUGCACGGUUGACAGUUUCCCGAGUACGAACGAAGCUGUACCGAAGUCACAAGUAAGUUCAUGGAUCGACGACAGCUAUAGCAUCAAUAUUGGAGGCUCCAUCUUAGAACCAUCCCAUAAGAGUGAAGAGGCUGCUAAGACUUUUAAGAAAAGGGCUAGACCGGGUGAGAGUAACCGUCCGAGACCGAAAGAUCGACAACAGAUCCAAGAUCGUAUCAAAGAGUUACGAGGAAUUAUCCCGAGUGGUGCAAAGUGUAGCAUCGACUCGUUGUUGGAUCGAACGAUCAAAUACAUGCUUUUCUUACAAAGCGUGACGAAAUACGCCGAUAAGCUUAAAGAAACUAACGAACCAAAGUUGAUUGACCAAGAGAACGGAGUGGGUAUAAGUGACAAAUGUACGACGGAGAGAGGAGGUGGCGGGGUUACCUGGGCGUUCAAAAUGGGAUCGACGCCAAUGGUUUGCCCAGUUAUAGUCGAAGACCUUAGCUCACCAGGCCAAAUGCUAAUAGAGAUGCUAUGCGAGGAAAGAGGGUUCUUUCUCGAGAUAGCCGAGAUGAUUCGUAGCUAUGGAUUGACGAUUUUGAAAGGGGUGAUGGAAGUUCGAGAGGAGAAGAUAUGGGCUCAGUUUGUGGUCGAGGUGAAGCUAAAUGCUAACCGGAGCGUUACAAGGAUAAACGUGUUCGUAUCGCUUAUGGAGCUUCUGCAACAAGCAAACAUUGGGGGAGCUGAGAUAGCUAAUGAGUCAAGUAAUGUUCCUAUAAUGGAUAGCUUUGACAAGGCCAUAACACAAAGUGGAUAUGCAUAUAUGAAGAGUAGGUAGCAUUUUCAAAGAUCAAAAUUGAUCUUUUUGGUUUAAUAAUUGAAGUAGAAUUAGAGUGUUUCCAAGCAUGUUCUUUGUAUAGAAAAGAGGAUAUUUAAAUGGAUUGUGUUCGAGAUUGUUUGUUUGUUAAUUCUAUAACUAAUAAUAGGUUUUCGG
Cucurbita moschata (crookneck pumpkin) is the source of this 2770-nucleotide messenger RNA. RefSeq names its product transcription factor EMB1444-like. Gene Ontology annotation, biological process: regulation of DNA-templated transcription. The coding region runs from base 317 to 2614 and encodes 765 amino acids. The transcript is spliced from 10 exons. The record is from RefSeq and is a predicted model, not a curated record. Gene Ontology annotation, molecular function: DNA-binding transcription factor activity; protein dimerization activity. Lineage: Eukaryota; Viridiplantae; Streptophyta; Magnoliopsida; Cucurbitales; Cucurbitaceae.